CGAGGGCGCCCUGCGUUUGUCGCGUCCGCCGCACCGCGAGUCCUCGCAAACGCCCGAUUUUAAUUUUAACCUCAUGCUCCGUGAUUUUCCUUCGGGAUAUUUUUGUGCUCCAAGUCGCCUCGCUUUUCCUCUCGAAUUCGUGCUUUCGUCCGUUGUUUACGCGGGGUGACAAGUUUUUGAAAAGCCACCGAAGACUCUUGAGGGUGGGUUAAUUUUAAACCUCUCUCAUCGUGUGACGAAGCCAAAGUCGAAUCCUUCCUAUGACAUCACUCUACUCGUGUUGAUUCGUCUGUUGAGAGGUGCCGAUUCGGGGCUAGUUAGUGGUGGACUCUUGUCCCGACAUGCGAUGAACAAUAGCUAUUUCUACUUACAAGUUUGGAAAUUUUCCGAGUAAACCUUGAUUUCUUACUUGUUCUCUUGAACACUCGGAAUGGCUUCGAUCAUUCUCAGGCUCUCCAUCGGCAGAGCUCGUAAUUUCCACUUGUUUUGUCUUUUUUUGAAACACGUUUCCGUGCUCAUAAUUCUUGAAAGGUGAAGAGACAGUCGGGAAAUUUUUGGGGAAACCUGGAAAAUUUAGAGAUAAGGAAUAUACCUAAUUCCGCUAUCAAUAUCUUAAGUCUCUUUUCCUACUGAAAUUAGUCCUUAACUCGGUAACAUACUAGAGUUCUCCAAUGCCAAAGUUCAGACUUGGCCGUUGUGUUGUCACGAGAAACGCAUGAUCAUGUCUGAAAUCCCCGUAAAGUAAAAGAAGUGAAGACAUUUUUGCAAAACCUUACAAAUCUUAUCCUCAAAUUCAAGGAAGAUUGUCACCCUGUCGUAUACAAGCCGGUUGAGUGAUCUUUCAACUUAAUGGAUUUCCUUUCUUCUUCACUGUCAUUUUUUUGAUCGUUGGUGACCGAAAAAAAAAUAAAUUUAUUUUUCACGGAUGUUUUCUCCCCCGUUAAUUAGCUUUCUUAACUACCGAGUCCUUAUCUUCAGAUUUUUUUACAGUGAUUUUCUAACUGCUCCUUAAAAAGUGUUCCAAAUAUCAGGAGCCAACUAAACGAUGCCUCCUUUGUAUUUCUUCGUGAUUAACGAGCCAUAAGUUUUUCCUUAAAUGGUUUAAUUUUUUCAUCUUAAUAUUAAAUAUCUAUUCUGCUGCCAGGUGCUCAGACAUGUCUUGAAUCCAUGCUUUUUAUAAUGGAGGAAAAGUUAACCUCAGUUGUCGAUUCAUUUACAAGUGUUCGUGUGAAGUGAUGUUCCUGUUUAUUUAUUUUAAUAUCUACAGCAUUUCACGUUCAUUGAAUUAUUGCUACCCGUUUUUUUAAGGAUACCGCAAUUCAUCGAUGUUGUCCACGGCAGACGAUAACGGCCACGAUGAAAAACUACAGGUUGCUGAACUUGGCUCCAACGCGAGGCAGAUGCCGAGGUGCCAGAAAACCCAAACGCGGCGACCAUUUCCUCCUGUCCGAUGACUGACCUCUCAUCUUUGAUGUCCGAUCUCUCUCACUCUAGUCACCUCUGCGUCCACGUGGGAUGUCAUCGAACGAUACCAAAGACAAAUACCGCCUCACCUCCUCUCGGCCGCGUGACGUCAUCAGACCGCGGCCCCUCUCCCACCUAGAACUCCUCGGCUCCGAGUCGGACUCGGAAAAUGAAGAAGAAGACGAGGGGGGCGGGGGCGGAGGUGAGGAGGGGAAGAAGGACAUCCAAGACGCCGCGAAAAAGAACCAAAAACGCCCGGGACGCCGGCGCGUGGACCCCAAAAACCCCCCACGCCGACCACUAGCGCCCAAGAACCCUUCAAACGCGACUCCCGGGCGUAAAGACCUCGCAGAGCUGCGUGCCGAUAAGUUGUUUUUGUUGAAGUACGGCCGAGAGAGCCUACCCGACCGGCGACCGGUAGAUCGACCUAGAAGCACCGUAGAGACGAUAGAGAACCUAGCAAGGUCCAACGACCCGCACCCAAGUGGCCUUACCCCUCAACCCCCAGUCAACCCCGCUCGACGCACCCCUGUCCGCUCGAAAAGCUGGCUCUCGGAACGAGACUGGCGACUCGAGGGUGGAUUUUUACGGACGUCCCGAAGCGACUACGAGCGCGCCCUCUCGUCACUGCUCUGGCAGCCGUACGAAUGCCGGAGCGAGACGACGACCAGCCGGAACCUGGACGACUCGGACGUGUCCUACUGGCUGAACUCACCCUCGACUUGGUCGCGCGACCCCCGCGACUCCACCUCCUCGCUGGACUCGUUAUCGUCGACCGACUCGGAGCGGUCGCUGGCGGGGGUGUGUCGCGAACGCGGCCACGACUCGACGUCCUCCUCGCUCUGCGGGCUCAUCAACUCGCCGACGCCGACACCAACCCCUGAUUACAGAUUUCACGGCGCCGAGUGGACAGGACUGGUCAACGACCCGCGGCCGAGCUUGCCGGAGCCGCCGCAGGGAGCGCUGCGCUCGGCAACUGGUUCGCGGCGCGCGGCGGCCGGAGCCGGAGCGGGCCAGUCUGAGCCGAGGUCCCGCGUCGGCGCUACGCGCGAUGCACUCGAUACAAUGCUCGUGAACGUCGAGCCCUCUGCGAACGGGAGUGAAUCGGUGGAUACUUGUUCCAGUUCCAGUGUCAGUGUUGUGCCCGGGAAAUUCAGUGUGAGUGAUAUCAACUGCGACUUGAGUGCUUCCCCCGCGAAUGUGUGCUACCGCGCCGUACCGGCCACCGUGUCGGCCGUGCCGAGCAUCCUCUGUCAAAACAGCUCGAAUGUGUCCAACGUCCGGGUAGAAAGUGGACCCGCGGUCGCGCCCCCGCCCCCGCCCCCGCCCCCGAAACCCAGAGUGUCCGUCUCGACGAGCAACAUCUACAUCCCGCCGACGUCGACCAACUCGCCCGUCUACACCCUCCAGAGCCGCGGAAGUGCUGAGUUAGUGCCUAGCAAUGCCCCCGAAACGGUGUCCUCGCGGACGUUCACGUCGACCGAGGCCCAAACGGACGAUGUCCUAGUCAACCCUCGGGACGCCAACCGGGAACAGCGGCGCCGGGAGAGACGGGAGCGACGCCACCAGCAGCGGCGGCUCAUGAACUCCCUGCAAAGGUCCUCGCUGCCCCCUCAGGAUCCGCACUCGUGGCCCCCGCAAACGCAGGUCCCCCCGGAGUCGGAGCGGCUCCCGGACAUUCUCAACUCGCACUUGCCACCCCCUUACUCGACGCUGCCCCCCGUUCCGGUACCGGUCGUCACCCCACCCGCCCAGUUUCCCCUGGGGGCCGCCGCGCCCCCCAAUGUGUCAGUGUUGUUGAAUUCGGGGCCGGUCCCCUCGCCGUCCUCGCCGCAGCAUCCCCAGACGCCCAGCAUUGCCAGUGGAUUUCGCCUCCCGUUUGCCAUCGUUCCCAACUCCAGAAGAAGACGAGACUGCAUGAAUGUUUGGUCGAACUGGACACAAGAAAUGAGAUCUCGUUUUGGCGGGAGGGAGUCGCACUACACCCCUGAAGAGGAGCCCAAGUCAUGUUGCGGUGUUUCUCUGUCGCAAACGCUCGCCAUCCGGUGGUUUAUUCUGGUCGUGUUUUUCCUAGGAUUAUGCUGUGCCGUAGUUGGCUCAGUUUUGGGCGUUAUGAGGAUAUCCGGCAGGGAGCAUCUCACAGUCUCAAUCUUAAUGAUAGGAGUAGGGAUAGUGCUGGUGGCGGUGAGUGGUGUUGCAUGGCGGAUGACGUCACGAGAUGCCCCGUCGUGUCGGGUCAUGCUGGGUCUGGGCGCUGGCGAGGAGGGCAUCGGCGAACCCAACAGGAGGUUCGUCCCGCGGCUCCCCCCAACCUACGGCAGACCCCACCACCCUUAUGCUGCCAUGAUGUACCCUGAGUUCCAGUAUAGAGCACCGCCACCUUCUUACCAAGCUUCUAUGCAAGAGUACAGGCUUAGACUUCUAUUACUAGAUCGAAAUAAUGGACCUCUAAAUACUGUCUCUCCUCCGCCAACGUACCGGUCCCAUCCAGGCACCAUUUUAAGGCCACCAAUCAAUUGUAGAAGAGAUCCCAUCUGCCAUCCUCCCAACCUAGACUACAGCCGGCCUCCGAGUUAUAGAUCGAGGACCAGUUCAACACGGCCAUCAUGCAACCUGGAUCCAACCGGUGAUAUUGGAGGUUCCAUCAGCACCACACAUAGUCGCAAUCCUUCACAAUUGAGUAUAUCGGAUGCUGGUGGCAACACAGUUAAUGUUAUAACUGUCAUUGGAACGCGAAGUGCAAGUGAUACAGAUAGUGAAAAUAUUAUCAAAAUGGUGCCAGACGAAUCUGCUUUGUCUGGACCGCUUAGUAUAGUUUCUAGUAAAAAAGAAUCCGAUGCGGACAUAGUCAAAGACGCACCUUCAAAUAUUGUCACAAUUGUUCAGAGUGCACCGGAAACUAACGGCUCUGUCAUUGUGACGGUAACUGGCACAACAACCGAUACUACCACUUCAAGCCAUACUUGUGAUACUGAAAUGCAGAUUUUAGCUCAUUUAUGAAUGUGUUUUUCUUCUUGUCUUGUUUUCAAAUUUUCUCUUUGUUAAAAGUGCUCUUGAGGAGCUGGCAUUUCUGUUCCUAAUCUUUCCCUGCAGAGGCUGAAGGUCUUUUUUAUUAAGAAACAGUCUCAGAAAUUGAACUUAUUGGAUUAGAAUUGUUUCAAGUAAUUGCUGAAACAAUCAUUUAAAUACUUCCUUAAUACUAACAAAAUUUUCUAUUUUUCUUAAAAUUAAUUAUUUUUCGCUCUUAUUGGGACUUUAGUUCGGUGAAAAAUUGUAUUAUCCUCAGAUGUUACCUGUGCUCCUUUUUAUAAAAAUAGCCCAUCAAAGUAAAAAUGGAAUGACGUAGAACUAAUGUUUACGCCAAUCUUCCUUCACAUCUUGAGAAAACCUUUAUAUGAAUGAGGUUUACUCAUAAGUUUUUAUUUGCAUAUUAAAAUCAAGAAUGAUUUUGUUACACUUUUUCAACAGAAAUUUUUGUGGCAGCUGCAAUUGGUCAUUACAUUAAUGAUUCUUAUACUUGCU
Molecule: messenger RNA, 4986 nt
Organism: Bemisia tabaci
Lineage: Eukaryota; Metazoa; Arthropoda; Insecta; Hemiptera; Aleyrodidae
Source: RefSeq, a predicted model, not a curated record